ACGCGGUUUCUGCGUGUUUUACGGGUAACCAGAUAAAGCGAUCCGUACUUUUUUUAAGUCGAAUCAACUUUACUUCGCGGAAAGAAUUCAUGCCAUAUUAAAAGGAAAAACGGAAAAAAUUUAUUUUUGUGUUUUUAAAGUAAAGCCUAUUUACCAAUUUGGAAUGUCGUCGGGCUGGAUGUAUGGUCGCUACGCGCCUAUGCCUCGGCUGGAAGGCCUACCUCCUCUAAAGCAUGGUCACGUGAGGGUGAAAAGUGAUGGAUUGUCAAAUUUGUGAUUAUCGCACUUUUUUUCCUGUUAUUAUCCUAAAUUAUUUUAAAUGAGUUCGAUUUUUCGAUUUUUUGGACAAAGAUUGCCUCGUUUCAAAUAUAACGCAUUUAUCAGACAUCAUUAUGAUAAUUCCUCUAUUACAAAUUUCCCUACAAAAAGCCCGAUAAAAGAAGAGUAUUUUGAUAAUUUGACCAAAGAUAAAGCUUUCAGGCAAGUUUUGGACGAUAUAAAUAAAGUUUUGUCUUCUGCUUCCAUAAACGAUUCUUUACGCAAAAUAGAAGAGUACGAAGAAGAUAAUCCAUAUGUGCGCAAAUCACCUGCAGCAAUCUUUGGUACUAAAAGAAUCGGCUGGGUAAUAUUACCUGAUUGGUUAAAUGAAGCAGUCCUAGAAAUUGUCAAAGAACAUGAUAAAGAAAUGAUUAAACAUGAUGCAAACCGAAUCUAUCAAUCUUUGCGGUCCACCACUGGCUAUGAUCCUAAGUUUGAUGUAGAUUUUAAGGAUCCUAUCAUGGGUCCAUGCAAAAGCGCACGAAAUGCAUUCAAACGCUUUGUUCUGGAAAAUGAGGUCAAACCUCACGUUCUUGAAUAUGGUACUCGUGAAGCAAUGGCUUAUAUUGCUGGGUAUUUACCAAUUUCCUAUGGUCCAAUUUUCAACGUUCUCACUGAAUUAAAGAGUAGAAUUCCGGAUUUCUCGCCACAGAGUGUUAUGGACUUUGGAACUGGACCUGGAACUGCAAUAUGGGUAUCACAUAACAUUUGGGAUAAACAUGUUCCAAAUUUUUUAGGGAUUGAUAUAUCUGAAUCAAUGUUGAGGACAGCAGAGAAACUGUUGUCAUUUCAACCUAAAGAGGAUCGAAUAAAAAAUAUCGAAUUUAAGCGUUACCUAUCCUAUGAACCACACCAAUUGAAACAUGAUCUCGUGAUUAGUGCAUUUACUUUGAAUGAGUUGCCGAAUGAUAAUAUCAGAGAAACCGUUUUGGAAUCACUAUGGAAUAGGACGAACGAUUUAUUGGUUUUGAUUGAAAAUGGUACUCCAGCGGGUUUUAAAAUAAUAGCGGAAGCACGCAAAAGAAUUUUAAAUAUAAAUAAACAAAAUAAUGAAGUAGAGUCAACUAUUGACAAUUUGGAAGAUGAAACUAAAAGUAUAACAAAACAUGGAGCUCAUGUAGUUGCACCGUGUCCACAUGAUGGUAUUUGUCCAUUGGUAAAAUCAAGAAAUUGGUGUCAUUUUUCACAACGUAUAAACAGGCCGUUAUAUCUCAUGCAAACAAAAAAUGUGAAAAACCACAACUUUGAAGAUUCGAAAUAUUGCUAUGUCAUCCUUAGAAAGGGACAAAGGCCAAAGCUGUUAACAGAAUUCACUUCAACAAACGCAGAUAAACCGUCUGACAACAAGCGCGAUUUGACAGUCGAGGCCUAUCACUGGUCACGUUUAGUUAUGCCACCUAUGAAACGUAGCGCACAUGUUGUUUUGGAUUACUGUUCAAAGACAGGUUAUAUUGAAAGAGGUAUUAUCCCAAAGUCUCAAGGAAAAGUUCCAUAUCGGGAUGCGCGUAAAUCCAUAUGGGGUGAUUUGUUCCCACACGAACCAAAGAAACCUGCUGUACGUAGGCACGCCCCACAGUAUAUCGAACAAGUAGAUGUAAAGAGUAAAGAAAAAGAUAAAGUGAGAAUUCCAAGUGGACAACGAAGUAGUAAAAAGAUAAAUAAUAAGAAGAGAGAAGCAUGAAGGUAAU
This is a messenger RNA of Rhizophagus irregularis DAOM 181602=DAOM 197198, 2006 nucleotides long. RefSeq lists its product as uncharacterized. The record is from RefSeq and is a predicted model, not a curated record. Gene Ontology annotation, molecular function: methyltransferase activity; structural constituent of ribosome. Gene Ontology annotation, cellular component: mitochondrial small ribosomal subunit. Gene Ontology annotation, biological process: translation. NCBI's taxonomy places the organism in Eukaryota, Fungi, Glomeromycota, Glomeromycetes, Glomerales, Glomeraceae.